UUCUUUGCAGAGGUAACGAGAGGGACGGGGGCGCUUUAUAAAGAUCAACUCCGUGCAUUUGGCCCUCUCCUCCUUCUUUCAUUACAUUCUGUCGUUUUAGUCACCAACUCGCUCCAAGAUGCCCAGCAAGAGGAAGAGGAACAAGCGUCGCAUGAGGAGGGUGCAAGCCCUGAAGAGAACCAUUGAAGAGCAGCAUGAAGCCACUCGAUUAGUCAAAACAAGCCCAGGGAUUGCAGUAAGUGUGCCUCCUGCAGCAACUCCAAAGAAAGCUCCAGCACCAGCUCCAGCUCCAGCUCCAGCUCCAGCUCCAGCUCCAGAAAAGAUCCCGGAGACUGUUGCCAUCGUGGAGGUGCCCAAAGUUGAAACAAAACCAGCUGUGACAGAACCUGUAGCAGAGCCCAUCCUGGUCAAAGCAGAAGCACCAGAGCCAGAGGCUGUGGUGUUGGGACAGACUGUAGCAGACGUUGUCGAGGUUGAAGUCCCAGCACCAGUCAUUGCAGAAGAGCCAGUUGUCACUAAAGAAGAACCAGUCAUCAGUCCAGAAGAACCAGUUGUCACCAAAGAAGAACCAGUCAUCAGUCCAGAAGAACCAGUUGUCACCAAAGAAGAACCAGUUGUCACCAAAGAACCAGAACAGAACCCCCCUGUCAUUGCUGCUGCUGCAGUUCAAGAGGUCAUUCCUGAAACAGAAGCAGUGACUGAGGUGCAGUCUGUUGAUGCUCCAGUCGUAACCACAGAAGCUGAACAGACGCAUGAUGUCUGUGAGCCAGAGACUAAAAUGGAGGCUGAGGUGUUGGCGGACGAAGACGAAGUCACUACGGUGAAGGUGGAAGUGACAGAAGAUAACUCUACAUUAGAGCCUGGAACUGAAGCCAUGGAAGAACCCAUGGUGGAAGUACACACCUGUGACCAGGAGUCAGCUGAAGCCGAAACUGCUGCAGAAACAGAGGAGAAGGUGGAGACCACAGAGGAGAAGGUGGAGGUGGCAGUGGGAGAGGUGGUGACGUCGGAGGAGAAGGUGGAGACGACAGAGAAGGUGGAGGUGGCAGUGGAAGAGGUGCAGACGUCGGAGGAGAAGGUGGAGGUAGCAGAGGAGGAGGAGGUGGAGAUUCUUGAGCCAGAACAGCACACUGAAGCUGUCAUCAGUCCUGAGGAAGAGGAUGAAGUAGAAGUGUUGGAUGAAGGUGUACCUGAAGUCUUGGCAGAGCCUGUCACAGAGGUGUUGACCACUGUCACGGAGGUUCCUGUAGAAACACCUGAAACUCAAGUACCUCAGGAAAAAACUGAGGUGCCUGCCAUCACAGAAGCUGCUGACACAAUGGUUGAUGACUUUGUCGUCACAGACAGUGUUGCUGCAGUGACAGAUGCCAUUGCAGAGUCAACUGCUGUACAGCAGGAAACUCCAGUAAUCAGUGACACCACCAGCACCCAAAUAGAAUCUGCAGUCACUCCUGCUGAGCCUAAACCGGAACCAGAACCUGAGCCUGCUACUGUACCUGUCAAAGAAAUGAUCAUGGACGUCACCCCUGAGCCGACGUGUGUGGGUUUGCCUUCAGGCAAUAUCAAGGCAGAAAUCUGUGACAUGCCCUGUCAGAUGCAGCACGCAAUGGAAUCUGUGCAGCUCAAGUCAAUGGAAAUGUCGAUGGAGAAAGCAUUGAAUGGACAAGUUGUUCCAGAGGUUUCCACUGAGGGCUAGAGCCGCGGAACACACUCCUUCAAAUGUUUUUUUUCUUUGGCCUUCGACAGAAGCAUCAGGAAAUCGGAGGAAGAUCCGAACUUUGAAGUGCCUUUCCUGUCAAGCCACCGAAACAAGAUGUCACCAUGUACAAACGGCUGACUGUUGUUUGUCAUCAGGAGUUUACAAUUUUCUUUUUUUUUUUCUUUUUUUAAAUGUAUAUCUCCUCACAUGCAGUGAAUCUGCAUGAGCAGUAGAAGCAUUCAUAGUUCAGAAAUGGAGAAACAAUGGUUUUUCUUCACAUUUAUAAAGUCACAGAUUUUGCAUUUUACCAUCACCUCCGCUUGCGGCUCUCAAAGUGUUAGACUUUUUGGGCCUCUGGGAAACUUUUGAUACAAAGCCAGAGGUGAUGCUUUAACUUGUCGUUUUUUUUAAAAAAUUGUUUUGUAUUGACCAGAUGAUGAGCCACAGUUUUGUGUUCAAAGAGGGGAAAAGUGAUUUGGAGCUUUUUGAUGGUCUGAUUUUUAUCAACUUUGAAAUAAAGCUGUAAUUUAUCAGAA
Molecule: messenger RNA, 2235 nt
Organism: Solea senegalensis (Senegalese sole)
Lineage: Eukaryota; Metazoa; Chordata; Actinopteri; Pleuronectiformes; Soleidae
Product: calphotin-like
Exons: 10
Coding region: 119-1696 (525 amino acids)
Source: RefSeq, a predicted model, not a curated record